AUGAUCGGACUUGAAGGAUGGUUUGCGAAUUUCACACAAAUCUCGCGGCGCUGGAAUUCACCGGAAAGUUUAGCCGAUAUUCCGCGACCACAUUUGGAAUAUGCCAUUUUUGCCACGUUGAAAGGGGCCGAGCUUAUGAGUGUUCUAGGUGGGUGAUUUUUGGGUGGAAAUCAUGAAUUUCAGCAUUUUCAGCGCAAAAUUUGGGUCUAGAAGUGGCUAACUAUUCCAAAUACCGUUCAAGACACCCGGGUUCGACCCCCAUCCGGAACUUUUCAAAUUUUUCUCAGAAGUCUUUCUGGACUCAAAUUUUUCGCUGAAAACGCUGAAAGUAUUGAAAUUCGCUGAAAAUCAAUAAUUUCAGCAUUUUCAGCACAAAAUUUCAGCCUAGAAGUGAUUGAUUCUGGAUUUUUCAUUCAAAAUUCUGAAAUUUCGUCUAGAAAGCCCUAGAAGCCUAAAAAUCUUGUUUUAGCCCAAAUUUUGUGCUGAAAACGCUGAAAUUAUCAAAAUUUGCUGAAAAUCAAGAAUUUCAGCGUUUUCAGCACAAAAUCCUGAAAUUUGCUGAAAAUCGUUAAUUUCAGCGUUUUCAGCACAAAAUUUCAGCCUGGAAAUGAUUGCUUCUGAAUUUUUCUUGAAAUUUUGUCCAGAAAGCCUCAGAAGCCUAAAAACCUUCUUCUAGCUCCAAAUUUUGCGCUGAAAACGCUGAAAUUAUUGAUUUUCAGCGAAUUUCAGGAUUUCCAGUGUUUUUAGCUCAAAAUUUCAGCCUGGAGUAGAUUUUUUUCAAAAUUUUGUCCAGAAAGCCUCAGAAACCUAACAAAUCUUCUUCUAGCUUCAAAUUUUGCGCUGAAAACGCUGAAAUCACUGAAAUUCGCUGAACAUCAUCAAUUUCAGCCUUUUCAGCACAAAAUUUCAGCCUUGAAGUGAUUUUUUGGCACAAUUUUCUACAUUAGAGUUUAUAGGCUCAAAUUUUGCGCUGAAAACGCUGAAAAUCAAGAUUUUCAGCCAAAUUUCAAUUUCCAGGAGGUCUAAUAGCUCAUCCAAUUUAUCGCUGGUAUUUAUCCCGAAAACUAACACCCGAAACCACAACUCCAAAUUCGGACAAAGUUAUUCGAAAUGCGUGUCGAAAAUUGCAAGGAAGAAUGUUGAUUUUUGGACUUUGCGCUGCGCCUUUAAUCAGUCGUGUCGAGACCCAUUUUAGUGGAAGAAGUGAGAUGGAAUUGAAGAAUAAAUGCUAUGCUAUUAGGUGUAAUAAGGAGACUUUGAGCUUGGUAAGUGAUUUUUUGGCAGAAAUUUUGGGAUUUGUGAAUUCAGCACGAAAUUUGGAGCAUUUUGAUAGGUCAUAAGCCUGGGUUUAGGCUUCGGCCUUUUUUCAGGCUUACUGGGCUUUUUUUGGCCCAAAUCCCAGGCCUGAACUGAAAAUUCAUGAAUUUUUGUAUUCAGCUUGAAAUUUGGAGCAUUUUGAUAGGUCAUAAGCCUGGGUUUAGGCUUGGGCCUUUUUUCAGGCUUUUCUAGGCUUAUUGGGCCAAAAAUCACUUCUAGACUGAAAUUUUGUGCUGAAAACGCUGGAAAUACUGAAAUUCGCUGAGAAUAAAUAAUUUCAGCGGUUUCAGCGCAAAAUUUCGAUCUAGAAGUGGUUAACUAUUCCAAAUACCACUCGAGAUACCCAGGUUCGACCCCCACCCAGAACUUUUCAAAUUUUCGUUUCAGAAGCUUCUCUAGGCUGAAAUUUUGUGCUAAAAAUGCUGAAAUUCAUGAUUUUCAGCGAAUUUCAGUGUUUCCAUGAGGCUCGGCGCGAAAUUUCAGCUUAAAACGAAGUUUCAGAUUUUUUUAGAUUAAAAAAAUCUGAAAAUUUCAAAAUUUUAAAAUUUUGACGCCAAAAAUCAACACCUAAGUGAUUUCACUGCAAAAAUCGGGAAUUUUCGGAUUCAGCUUGAAAUUUGGGCCAAAAUGAGGUCCAACAAGCCUAGAGAGCCUGAAAGAGGCCUAAGCCUAAAUAUAGGCUUAUAACCUAUCAAAAUGCUCCAAAUUCCGAGCUGAAUCUGAAAAUUCAUGAGUUUUCGAAUUUAGCUUGAAAUUCGGGCCCAAUAAGCCUAGAAAGCCCAAAAAAGGCCUAAGACUAAGUAUGACCUAUUAAAAUGCUCCAAAUUCCCAGCUGAAUCUGAUAAUCUCAAAAUUUUUUCAGGAUCGAGCAGUUCUUGUGUGCGGCUUCAUUGGUUGGUACUGGAAAAGGUUCCAAGGAGCUGUAGAUGGUAUAAAUUGUGGAAUUGCCUAUGCGAUGAUAAAUUCACAAUUCAUUGCACCACGAACUUCACCAAUGCUGAAAGACAGUGUUCCAGAAGAGGCGAGAUUUGAAAAUGUGGAAAUGGCCGAGGAAAAUCGAACGAAAUUGACAAAGUUCCUGGCGGAACAGGAUCGAAAAUCUGAAAAUUAG
Molecule: messenger RNA, 2428 nt
Organism: Caenorhabditis angaria
Lineage: Eukaryota; Metazoa; Nematoda; Chromadorea; Rhabditida; Rhabditidae
Source: the annotation of a GenBank genome assembly